Molecule: messenger RNA, 369 nt
Organism: Paramecium octaurelia
Lineage: Eukaryota; Ciliophora; Oligohymenophorea; Peniculida; Parameciidae
Source: the annotation of a GenBank genome assembly
CCUAAGUUGUUGUUUAUUUCAGAAAUAAUUAGUCGAAGCGAAUAAAUUUAUGGUAAUUAGUUUAUUUUUUUUAAUUAUUAUCCUUUUUAUUCAGUUUGUGAAAAUGGAAAUACAAACUGUCUCGAUAGGACCUCACUUAUGAGUAUAGAAGCGCAAAAAACUUAUAUGACCAAAUAGUCUUAAUAUAACACAGGUUCGUAUUUCUCAAUAUGCUCAAAAUGCCAUUAGAAGUCAUAUUGGUGUGCUUAUAUCUUUCAAGGUAGGCAAUUUUUGGAAGAGAUUUUAUUUUAUUAAUGGGAAAAUUGGAGAGAAUACAGAUUGUUAGAUUAUUAAGUAAUCAUGGGCUUGUAGUGUAUUUACUUCGGCUGA